CGUUAUCACGUGAUCAAACAAAUAUGGCGCUGGUUUGACGGGCACCUGCUAUUGGAUACAUAUUUUGACUUUUUAAGCAUAAAAAAGAUCUUUAGAAGUUAAAACAGAAGGUGCAUAAUGGCUUGAAUUCACCUAGUUGUAAAACUGACCAUCAACAAAAGCCAGGAUGCCAGGAAUAAAGCCUAGUGCGUCUUUGACGUCUCUUAUGAUGGACAAACAAGAUGUGACCUUGACAUCUUUAACGCAAUAUGCCCGGCGCCCAGGAGCUACGCAGUCCUCCCUGUUACAGAGUGCUCGGCAACCAGCCCCUGAAGAAAAACGGAAUACCGAGACGGAGGAGAAAAAGGCAGUACCAGCACCAAAGAAGAAACGCAAGAAAAAACAUGGGAUCACUGCUAACCUAAGUGGUACAAGAUAUGAAGUCAUACGCCUUGUUUGUGAAAAAUGCAAAUUUGAUAUUUGCAAAGAAGAUGACCCAAACAGCUACCUCAUAUGGAGUGACAGUUUUGUCUCAGCCGACAGAAUCACAGAGUUGAAACCAUUCCAGAGAAUCAACCAUUUCCCUGGCAUGGUGGAAGUCACAAGAAAAGACUGCCUCGCUCGGAACAUGAUGAAAAUCCAGAGACACCAUGCUGAGGAGUUUAACUUUGUCCCAAAGACCUGGAUUCUGCCAGCUGACCAUAGUCUGUUACAGAACUAUGCAAAAGAUCUGAAGGCCAAGAAAAAGUACAGAACCUUUAUAGUGAAGCCCGCCAAUGGGGCACAGGGACAUGGCAUCCAAUUAUACAGGAAUGCUGAGAAGAUACCACCCUCUGAACAUUUCAUCGUACAGGAAUACAUAGACAAACCUUUACUGUUGGAGGGCUACAAAUUUGACUUGCGCAUUUAUGUUCUUGUGACAUCAUGUGAUCCUUUAAGAAUAUUCAUAUUCAAUGACGGAUUAGUGAGAAUGAGUACAGACAAAUACGUCAAUCCCGCUGACGCCAACCUGAGUAACCUGUACAUGCAUCUUACAAACUACUCUGUGAACAAACACAAUGAAUACUAUCAGAAAGGCGAUUCUGUGGAAACAGGAAGUAAGCGAUCAAUCCGCUACUUCAACGAAUAUCUACGUAAAAAUGACUUUGACACUAUGUUGCUAUGGCGACGUAUCUAUGACAUGGUAGUGAAGACCCUCCUGGUGGCCCAGCCCCACCUCUUACAUGCCUACCGCAUGUGUCGCCCUGGGGCCCCGCCGGGCAGUGAUAGCGUGUGCUUUGAGGUGCUGGGUUUUGAUGUGCUGAUUGACAAGAAGUUAAAUCCAUGGUUACUUGAGAUUAACAGGUCUCCCAGUUUUGGGACAGAUGAAAAGAUUGACUUUGAUAUAAAAUCAGCUCUCAUAGAGGACACAGUUCGCCUUCUCAACAUCAAGCUGAGUGAUAAGAGAAGGAAUUACUUUGCUCAGAAGGCCGAGGCCCAGAAGAGAUUAUUUCGGACCACAAAACGAAAUGAAGUUGACAUGUCUGAAUUAGAGAAAAAGAGGCUUAAUAUAGAAAAACGAAAAGAGGAACUUAAAGAGCAGUUAGCAAGAGUGAGAAAAGCCACAGCUCGAGAAGAUUUUGAGAAUCGGAAUGCUGGAAGAUUUCGCAGGAUAUUCCCUUCAGAAGACAAACUGAAGCAGCAGAAAUAUGUCAACAUCAUGUCUUCCAUAUUUGGAGUGGUUAUGUCUGGACGGGCCCCUGCAAUGCAGAAAGAGAUACAGAAAGUGUACAACAACCAAUGGAGGGAGGAAGAUAUUUUGGAUAUGAUAGCAGAGUGUGAAGCUGAUGAAAAAGAUGGAAAAGGAGGAGUGAACAAGGUUCAAAGAGGGCCAAAGCCUCUGUCCAGUAUGCCAAUGAGUGUCCAAAGUCCACCCAUGGAGGAUGAGUUUGAGUUAGAAGAAGAGGAUGAGGAGGCAGAAUAUGCCUCACCCCCAGGGUCCCCAAGCUUAAACAGGCGGGAGAGCAGACCACCCUCCACCAAGUCUCGCCCUGGGUCACUGCGACCUGACAGCCGGGUCAGUAACGAUGCUUCUAGUCUCUGCAAUUCACGUCCAAACUCUGGUGUCUCCAGUAUGAGGUCACGACCCACCAGCAAUAUGUCUGCCAUGAAUUCUAGGUCAAAGUCACUCUCUAGAAUUAAUGGAAAGCAGUCCAUUUUGCAGAGAUCCAUUAUAGAUGACAACUUUUUGAUCACUGUUGUGAAAGAGAGGGAAGAUGAAUUGACAAAGAAAACUCUUCAGGCAUUGAAUGACAUGAGAAUAAAAUUCCCAGGGAAGACGGAUCAAGAGGCAGAGUUCAUCCUAGAUACUCUUCAUGAAAACUGGAAAUUCCAUAAACCAAGGAUUGCUUCAUAUUGGCUAGUCAAAUUGGACUCAAUUAAAAGGAGAAAGGUGAUAGACAUUGUUCGCUCCAAUGUGCGAGCUGUACUUCAGCGGAUCUGGCGGAUCAGUGAUGUGGAUAACCUGCGGCUGUACCGGAUUUUUACCAGGGUGUUUAACCGUCUGCUGUGGAGUCACGGACAGGGACUGUGGAACUGUUUCUCCACCACAAGUCAAAAUGGAAGUUGGGAGACCAUCUUUAGCAAGAGCUCAGAAAACAUUUGUGAGAAUGAGUUCAACUGCUGCAGGCGAAUCGUUCAGCUGUGUCGGGAUUGUCUGCUGAUCGUCUAUCAGUUUGCUGCUGAAGCCAAGUCCACCAGUCAACAAAACUCUGAAAACACCGAUCUAAGUUCUGCUGGAACUUUGUCCUCCAGAGACAAGUCCUCGACCCUGAUGGUACCCCCCAAUACGCAGACCCUGAGCCAGAGGUACUCCAAGCUCUACCCUCGGGCCGACACGACCGCCACAUGAUGGACCCACCAGCUAUCUCCUCAUUUUGUGCAAUCACUUCUCAGUUACCAUAUACUGAUUCACCAUGUUGUGCUUGUUGCUUGCUAAUAUUCCUAAAAUGAACUGUGUUAAUUAAGAAUUUAUCUUGUUGAUUUUUUUUUGUCAGAGGAUUUAAAUUUUUACUAAUUUAUUUUUUACACAGCUGUUGUAUUUUUUUAAGUAUUCAAAAUAAGUACUAGUGCACUAGUAACCUUGUCUUUUAAUAUCAUAAACAUGUUUAAUAUGGCAAACAUUUUUUUUCUGAAAUACUUAUAAUACAUCAUGCAGGCACAUGUUCCUUGAUUUUUAACAGAUUAUUAUAAACCUAAAGCAUUGAUAAGUUUCAGAUUAUUAUCGAUAGAACUAGAACCUUUUUAAAUUAUUAAUUUUUUUCAAUCUGAAGUUUCAAGCAUGUAUUCUUGGGGUUUUUAAAAUAUACUUUAUACUUUAAUGUAUACUUCAUUUUUUUAGUUCCUCUUUGAUUUUUUUUCAAAGAUUAUUUUAGUAUAUAUAUAAUACUUUUUUGAUGAUUUUUAAUAGUUCAAAACCACUACCUUAAUCAUAUUAAUUUACACCUUAUUAGUAGACAUAGCAGUGUAAAUUUUAGACCUUUUGGAAAUUAUUAUAAUGUUGGUGCUUUUAUAUAACUUAUACAUGCAAAAGUAGAACCACCAAUCCAGAAUUUUGAUAUGUCAAAUAUAAUCUUGUACAAAUAUACUCCUCUUUAUUUUAUUAUUGUUUUGUUAAACUUUGCAUAAACUCUCUACUUUAUAUCAUCUGUAAAGUAAAAUAUGAACUGGAAUACAAAUGUUCAUAAACACUAUAUGAUACCAGUAUAUACCAAAAAUCUUGUAAACUAGUCAGUGUUAAUUCUUAAGUUAUCAAAAAACUAUUUGUCUGUGAUGUUUCCAAGUUGAAUCAGAUUUAACACAAUGUCGAUUUUGAGAAAAAAUGUUUUAAAAAAUGUACUUGAGAUAAAUUUAUGAAGAUUUCAGACCUUUUUCUAACAACUUGUUAAAAAAAAAAAAGAAUAUUUGUGAAUAAUGGAGUAUAAGUGAUAAACUUAUUGUGGUACACUAUGAAAGACAUUAUUCCGUCCACUUUGUACAUGAGUGAUAAUUAACAAUUACUACUACAUGUACUUGUAUUAAUUGUGUAGUAUUACUUACCGUAGUCAUUUUUGUCUACCAUACAUUCUUAAAUAGUCACUUUUAGUACAAAUUAUGUAUUCAGUGCAUGUUUUGAAUUUUCAAACCCAACCCAUAUCCUCAUCCAUCAGGGAGGUAUAUACUAAAGUACAAAUAACAAUUCUAGAAUAAUUCAAAGAUAGCUUUUUUUAAAGGUUUCGUAUCAAUAUAUUUGUUUACAAUGAAAUUCAAAAUUGAUCUACAAAAUCACAUACCGCAUGAUUUCGGCAAGACUUACGAUAGCUGCCUUUCCCAAAUAGUAUAUACGUCCCUGCAUCCUUUAAAGAAGUACCAGGUAUUUUGAUAUCUACAUUGAAAAACUUAGAAAUGUAUAAUAAGACUAACUGAAUAGAAAACCCAUUUAAUAAUGACCUCUUUGGUACUAUAGCUGUCCAUGACAAGUGCUAUAUUUGUGCCACUUUUCAGACCUAAUGUGUCGACAUAUACAUUACCAUUACCAUAGAUACAUACACUGUACCCAAAGGAAUUGAUUGUAAUGAAUACCGAUGCAUCAUUGAGAACUGUUGGCUAGAAAAAUUCUUUGAAUUGUUAAAGAUUUGUUAAAUUAUGGACGUACAGUGUGCAUUUUGGAGUAUGAAGCUGUGAUAUAUUCACCUUAUUUACAAUAUAUAUU
This is a messenger RNA of Magallana angulata, 4708 nucleotides long. Its product is annotated as tubulin polyglutamylase TTLL7-like. Gene Ontology annotation, cellular component: cilium. The transcript has 18 exons. The record is from RefSeq and is a predicted model, not a curated record. Lineage: Eukaryota; Metazoa; Mollusca; Bivalvia; Ostreida; Ostreidae. Bases 167 to 2869 code for a protein of 900 amino acids. Gene Ontology annotation, molecular function: tubulin-glutamic acid ligase activity; tubulin binding. Gene Ontology annotation, biological process: protein polyglutamylation; microtubule cytoskeleton organization.